Messenger RNA from Hibiscus syriacus, 803 nucleotides. Its product is annotated as 50S ribosomal protein L24, chloroplastic-like. The record is from RefSeq and is a predicted model, not a curated record. NCBI's taxonomy places the organism in Eukaryota, Viridiplantae, Streptophyta, Magnoliopsida, Malvales, Malvaceae. The coding region runs from base 69 to 677 and encodes 202 amino acids. Gene Ontology annotation, cellular component: mitochondrion; ribosome. Gene Ontology annotation, biological process: translation. The transcript has 4 exons. Gene Ontology annotation, molecular function: structural constituent of ribosome; RNA binding.
AUUUAUCGUCAUCACCAAAACAUUAGCUCUCCACAGCUCGAAUUACUGAACAGUUGAAGAAGGCAAAAAUGGCAGCCAUGGCUGCGUUGCAAAGCUCAAUGAAUGGUCUUUCUCUGUCCUCUAACCCCUUCUUUGGCCAACGUCUCUCUAUUCCUCCUCCUCUCUCCCCUCUUCAUAUCAAGCCAAGAGAGAAUCCAUGUCUCAUUGUAGUGAAGCUUAAACGAUGGGAACGGAAGGAAUGUAAACCGAACAGCCUUCCGGUUUUGCAUAAAAUGCAUGUUAAGGUCGGAGAUACAAUUAAAGUGAUUUCAGGCCGUGAUAAGGGCAAGAUUGGAGAGAUAAGCAAGAUCUUUAAGCAUAACAGCACCAUUGUAGUGAAAGAUAUAAACCUGAAGACUAAGCAUAUGAAGAGCAGAGAAGAGGGUCAACCGGGACAGAUAAUCAAGAUCGAAGCACCGAUUCACAGCUCAAACGUGAUGCUCUAUUCGAAAGAGAAAGAAGUGACUAGCCGGGUGGGUCAUAAAGUGUUGGAUGACGGGGAAAAAGUCCGGUACCUCGUAAAGACCGGAGAAAUCAUCGACAGUGACGAAAACUGGAAGAAACUGAAGGAAGCUGCCAAAGAGAAAACUGAAGUAGCUGCUGCUGCUCCUGCUGCUGAUUCUACUGCUGCCUCCUAGAACCAAUAAUGUCAUAAUUUUGAAAACUAUUGUGGCUUCUGGAAUUCUAGAUGCAUUUAUCUGUAGUCUUCCAUGUUUAUGCUUCAAUUACUUUGAAAUAUAUUUGAAAGAUUGCCAAUUCUUUUU